Molecule: messenger RNA, 1719 nt
Organism: Diaporthe amygdali
Lineage: Eukaryota; Fungi; Ascomycota; Sordariomycetes; Diaporthales; Diaporthaceae
Product: peroxisomal catalase
Exons: 2
Coding region: 1-1719 (572 amino acids)
Biological process (GO): hydrogen peroxide catabolic process; response to hydrogen peroxide
Cellular component (GO): cytoplasm; mitochondrion; peroxisome
Molecular function (GO): catalase activity; heme binding
Source: RefSeq, a predicted model, not a curated record
AUGGCACCCUCAGCAGAUACCAGCUUUGCAGGGCAUAUUGCCAGUCAAUUUACUGCGUAUGAGAGCGACCGAAAGAUGUCCUCCAAAGACGCACUUUAUGCUACUUCCAAUGGCGCCCCGAUGCCUCACCCAUACGAGACUCAGAGAGUGGGCGAGAACGGCCCUCUCCUCCUACAGGAUUUUCAUCUCAUUGAUCUUCUUUCCCACUUCGACCGCGAGAGGAUUCCUGAGAGAGUGGUGCAUGCGAAGGGAAGUGGUGCACACGGCUUCUUCGAAUGCACCAACCCCGUCCCCGGCUUGACCGCCGCCGACAUCUUCUCCGAGAAAGGAAAGAAAUGCCCGGUCACAGUGCGCUUCUCGACAGUCGGUGGAGAGUCGGGCUCGCACGACUGUGCUCGUGACCCUAGGGGUUUCUCCGUCAAGUUCAGAACAGAGGAUGGUAACUGGGACGCUGUUGCAAAUAACACGCCCGUCUUCUUUUUGAGAGACCCGGCAAAAUUUCCACACUUCAUCCACACCCAGAAGCGGGAUCCAUCAACCCAUCUUACGCAUGCGGACGACUCGACCAUGUUCUGGGACUAUCUUUGCAAUAACCCAGAGUCAAUUCACCAAGUGAUGAUUCUUAUGGGUGACCGCGGUAUUCCUGAUGGUUAUCGCUUUAUGCACGGAUAUGUUGGGCACACGGUGAAGUUCGUCAAUAAGGAAGGCGAAUGGGUCUACGUCCAGAUUCACUUCAAGUCCCAACAAGGAGUCAAAUUCAUUACGCAGGAGGAUUCGGCCUCAAAGUCGCCAGAUUACAGUCAGAAAGAUCUUUACGAAGCGAUCGCAAAAGGUGAUUAUCCGAAAUGGUCUGUCGAGGUCCAGACAAUGACUCCCAAGGAGGCCGAAGAGCUCUGGGAGAAGGAGAAGAUCAAUGUCUUCGACUUGACCCACGUUUGGCCACAGAAGCAGUUCCCUCUCACCAAGAUUGGAGAGUUUACUUUGAACGAGAAUGCCGUCAACUACUUCGCCGAGGUUGAGCAGGUUGCAUUCAACCCCUCUCACAUGCCUCCAGGCAUUGAGCCUAGUGCCGACCCGGUCUUGCAGAGCAGACUGUUCUCUUACCCUGACACACACCGUCACCGCAUCGGGGUCAACUACCAGCAGUUGCCGGUCAACGCCCCAAGAACAGGAUACAAGUUCGGAAACUUCCAGAGAGACGGUCCCAUGGCUAUCUUCAACCAGGGUGCCAGGCCAAACUAUCUCUCGUCCAUCGACCCGAUCAAGUUCCGUGCUCGUACCGUCGACCUGGAUAAGACGCAUGGUCAUUUUACGGGCGAGGCUAUCACCUUCCUGUCUGAGAUUCGACCAGAGGACUUCAAUGCACCUCGCACCCUGUGGCAAAAGGUCUUUGAUGAGCCCGCGCGUGAGCGUUUCAUCUCCAACGUCUCGGGCAAGAUGGAGGCUUGCAAGGAGAAGGAGUUCAUCAAGAGGCAGAUUGCCAUCUUCCGUGAGGUCGACCCUGAUAUUGCCACGCGUCUGGAGAAGGCGACGGGCAUCCAAGGCUAUGAUGGCAUCGCGAACCUCAGCUUUAAUGGUACACACAACGGUAUGGCUGCCGACAAGAAGCUCAGGUAUGCGAAUGGCAUUGAUGUUACGAAGGGCCAAAGUGUGACCAAGAAUAACGGUGCACCUGUUUUCGGAACGCACAAGGUUGAGAAUGGUGCCAAUGGCCACUAA